AAUUUUAGGCGUUUGGUUUUUCCCGAGUCUCUCGCUCUCAGGCACCCACCUGGGAUUGUCCCUCUGCAAGCAAGGACAUUUUUACAAACAUGUACUUAUGUUUAUGUACAUGCUCCUGCUGCUGAUGAUUUUCCCACUGAAAAGUAAAACCCAAGUCUCAGGCCCAAAAGACCCUUUUCUUGUUCUCAAUCCUUUCCAAAGAGUACAGAUUCAGAUCAAGUUUCUGAUUGACGGGACGGUGUUGAAGAUUGGGUUCAGCAGGUCUUAGGGCUAAUUUUUUGUGUCCUUUUGGUUGUUGCUAUUUACAUUUGAGUUUGAGAUUGAAUGAUUAAAUGAAUUAAGGGUUGGUGAAUGGGGAUUGAGAUAAUGGGGUCUCAAGGUGGUGGUGAUAGUAAUGGCAAACAGUCGCAAUUCCAGCCAUUGGCGCGACAGAACUCAAUGUACAGUCUUACGCUUGAUGAGGUUCAAAAUCAGCUAGGUGACUUGGGGAAGCCACUUAGCAGCAUGAACCUUGAUGAGCUUCUCAAAAAUGUAUGGACUGCUGAGGCCAACCAGUCUCCAGGUAUGGACAUUGAGAGCACAGCACAGGCCAAUCAAACUGCCCUGCAGCGUCAGGCUAGCCUUUCAUUAACUAGUGCACUUAGCAAGAAGACGGUUGAUGAGGUUUGGAGAGAUAUUCAACAAAGCAAGAAUAGUGAGGAAAAGAAGUCUCGGGACCGGCAGCCAACUUUGGGAGAGAUGACAUUGGAGGAUUUCUUGGUGAAAGCAGGAGUUGUGGCUGAAACAUCUUCGGAUAAAAAAGGUGCUGGUCCUGUUGGGGUUGAUCAGAAUGUAUUGCCGCAGUUUCAACAGCAAGGUCAGUGGAUGCAGUAUCCACAACAACAAUAUCAGCAGCCACAGCAGAGUAUGAUGGGGAUUUAUAUGCCGGGCCAGCCUAUACCACUGCAGAUGGCGGCUGGUGCUGUGAUGGAUGUUCCAUAUCCAGAAAAUCAGUUAGCAUUAACUUCCCCUUUGAUGGGAACAUUAUCAGACACACAGACGCAUGGGAGGAAGAGAGGCAUGCCAGAGGACGUGGUUGAGAAGACCGUUGAGAGAAGGCAGAAGAGGAUGAUCAAGAACCGUGAAUCUGCUGCCCGUUCACGAGCAAGGAAGCAGGCUUACACUAAUGAACUGGAGAACAAAGUUUCACGUCUGGAAGAGGAAAAUGAAAGGCUCCGGAAACGGAAGGAGCUGGAGAAUAUGUUGCCAUCUGCUCCUCCUCCUGAGCCAAAGUAUCAGCUACGCAGAACAACCUCAGCCCCAUUCUGACAUCUGUAUUCAUAUUGGAAGCUCUGUAGGCGUGAUGCAGUUGGGUGCUCCGUUUGGUUUACUUUAAGGUGGAUGUAGGCACUCUCCCAAUCCUUCUCUGAAUGAGUGUCUUAUGAUCUCUCUGAAUGAGCUGUCUUUUGCAUUCCUGUGGAUGGGUUGCUUCUCCCUAUUAUGAGAUGUUUCUUGUGUCUAUUUCCCUGUGAGAUCAUUUGCGAUAUAAUUUUCAGCACACACCGUUGUACUUUUUCACUAAUGAGUUUAUAUAGAUGUUUGGUACAUAGCCCCUUUCUUCCAGCCACCAUCUAAUCAUCUAAAGUUCAGUUUAUGCUCAGUUCUUGUGGAUAAUUGGCUAAGUGAGGUAAUCGAAGUGGCUUCUUCAUUUUUCUGGGAUACCCUGUAAGUAUAUGAAAAGCUACUUGCUGCACUAACCUCUAGACUCUCUCUCUGAUUGGGGGCUUUUGGUGAUAAAUAUUCUGACCCAGUGAAAUGUUAAAUAAUGUAGUUGUAAAAUGUAAUGGGUUGUGCUGAAGGUGUUGUAAUUUUGAUCCUAAAUUCUAAUCAAGGGACAAGGUCACCCAUUUUACUAA
Alnus glutinosa is the source of this 1895-nucleotide messenger RNA. Its product is annotated as ABSCISIC ACID-INSENSITIVE 5-like protein 2. Gene Ontology annotation, biological process: positive regulation of DNA-templated transcription. Gene Ontology annotation, cellular component: nucleus. The record is from RefSeq and is a predicted model, not a curated record. The transcript is spliced from 4 exons. Lineage: Eukaryota; Viridiplantae; Streptophyta; Magnoliopsida; Fagales; Betulaceae. Gene Ontology annotation, molecular function: DNA-binding transcription factor activity. The coding region runs from base 352 to 1308 and encodes 318 amino acids.